Molecule: messenger RNA, 476 nt
Organism: Cydia fagiglandana
Lineage: Eukaryota; Metazoa; Arthropoda; Insecta; Lepidoptera; Tortricidae
Exons: 3
Coding region: 36-440 (134 amino acids)
Source: RefSeq, a predicted model, not a curated record
GGUGGCAGCGCUGUGGUGACAUUUUUGCCUCUGCCAUGUCACUGGUUGCCUGCUCGCUGCUAUCGUUUGCGACACUAUUCGCUGUCUCCAAAGCUGUCGUCACUCCUGUAGAAGAAAGCGGACCAUGCGCUAAAUUCAUAAUGGACAUUACUUCGGCAAAAGGGGGCUCCUAUAAUGGUAUUGACGAGGUCAAAUUUCAGUUUGAAGCAAACAAGGAUGAAGUACUGCACAGUGUUAGAAACACCUGCAAGCGACUAGGCUCAGAAGUAUCCAAACAGAUAAUGAAGGCGUGCAACGAAGACUAUCAUAUGAAGAUUAAACCAAAACUGGCGCCGCUGGGACCUGAUAUUCUAUCACCGGUGUAUGUGACUUGUGACGGCGUUCCUGACUGCGGACCCAUAGUCGUCCACGUUACGCAAGAAUGCGAUGUACCAAGGUGAUGUAUCCACUUUCGUUUGGACAAGAUAUGACCAACA